AUGGAGAUCAAUAUUCAAAUCAAGAAUGCGCAGCCCGAAGACCUGCUGCAGGCGUUUGCAGCAUUGAGCGGUGGAUCAGUAUCCUCGGCACCAUCGGCUGCAACUUCUACUACUGAACAAGGGAGACCGCCUUUGAAAAGAAUCCGCAAAGAAGCUCGAGCCACGACCGCGGCAACAAGGAGAUCCCCGAGCCUAUUGUUCAGUCAAGAAGAGCUCCGGGCACUCCAGGCAGCCAACCCGCAGGGAGUGGUGCAAGACUCUACGGCGGAGGACACCGAGCAGAGUGCAGGGAUCCGGCGCGAAGGCCAAGCGGAAGGCUCAACCGUUUUCUGCAUUCCGCAAGCACGAGGGACGCACCAUGCGAGGUCGCAGCAACUCCAGACCUUCCAGACCGAGGGCGGUUUUAAAAUCCAGAUCGCACACUCCCAAGACAAGAUCCAGAUCUCGCACUCCCAGGACAACAUCCAGAUCUCGCACUCCCAGGCGUCAUCUACGCAAGGGCCUAAGAUUGACCCCACGCUCUACGAGACCCCACGCAUGCCAUCAAAGAUCACAUUCAGCAAGAACAUCAAGCAAUUCCGAGUAAACUGGCGAAACAUUGAGAUCCAGCAGUUCCCCAUACAUGACUCUACCAAGCAGCAUGUGGACGCACUCUGCGCUGCAGCAGAGUUCAGAAUCAACUCCGGAGUUCUCCUGGAGCACGACCUCACGUGGGACCCACCUCUACCAACACGACAAGAAAAGAUCUUGUUCUGGUCGCAUGCAACAGACGUGGGGGCGUUAUGGCAUAUGUUGAAGCAGCGUGACAUGCGUCCGAUGAACGCGCAUGGAGUGGCGGCAUUCGGCUGCAACAUAUUUUAUGCGCUAGGCCACGAGAUGUCUGGGUCGGACAUCGACGAACAUAACCUGACCCGGGUGAUCUUCAACACCACGCGCAGGGCCAAGAACCUGGCAGGCAUCGUCGUGGGCGGACGUGCAUGGGGAUCUCUUCGCAAACACCUUGGCGGGUCCUAUGAAACAGCUCGCGCAGCCACUGAGGAGGAUGAGGUGCUCAAAGAUGCGAAUGCAAAAGCUUAUUGUGGAUCGCAGGACUCGGCAUGGUGGCAGCCAGACAACAGAGGUGCAGCGAGCGCCGCUUCCAGUCAAAGCCAAGGUGAAGGAACAUGGUGGCCACAAACACCUUUGCCGGCAUGGCCACCCUUGCCUCCACCAGCAGCUAGCCCGUCGACGCAAAUCGUGCCACUGCCGCCGCCAAGCACACCUCCAGAAGCCCCAAGCGCAGCAGGCCCACCGACAUCCACGGCAAGAGCUCCACUUCCCAGUCAAUUCAAGGAGGACCCCGAGCACUACGACACCAACCUCGUCUUCAAGUCAACCCUUCGGAAGAACGUGGAGCCAACAGCCUGGAGCCGCGCCAAAGGCCUUGCAGGCAUGGACAUUCGGGACGUCACUGUCGCGCAUCUUUGCAGACAUGGCAUGGAAGAAUUUGGUCUCCGAGGACUUUCCCACGGCAAGUUCACCGGCAUGAUUUUAACCCGCAACAUCGCCGAGAGUGUCUUCCUCUCCCAGCUCCAAAAGAAGCUCCGCGAGAAUAACAUCGAUGUUGUAAAAGAGGCUACAGCCUUCGUGACGCCCCUCGUGGACACCAUCUUCGACGCCAUCAGGCCAUGGGCGCAAGUUCGCAACUAUGCCGCUAAGACCUCCGACCGCGAAGUACAAGCAGACAUCCUUGCCGAGCCCCACAACGUUAUCCGCGCAAGUGGACAAGAGCCGCCGACCAGUAUGACAUCGAUCGCAACCUGGGUCGCGAACCUCAAGAAAAGCCUCCCCCGAGACAAGCACUCGGAGGUAGACAACCACAUACAAUCCAUGCAGACGAUCCUCGAGAAUGCCAAGCACACCAAGGCAGAGCUGCAGGAGAUGGCCACGCGAUGGGGACUCCCAAUAUCCCUCGCUACAGCGCCAAAGGCAUCGCCCAAGAACCUCCAGCAGCUGAUUGCGGCUGUCACCUACCUCGCUGUGCUGGCAAAGAGCAUUUUGGCCAUGAUUCCUGACGACUACAUCACACACAACGAAGACCACGCCAACGCACACCUCAUGGUCUAUUGCCCCACCAUCUACAACCAAGCCGCCUACAACACCUGGAUGGACAAGCAGACAUUCCGAAUAUUAGACAAGGACCCGGAGGAGAUCAAACAGGACAUGCAGAGCAACACCCCCAAGGUAGUCGCAAAGCACUACGCCAAGCUCCUCGCCUACGAAAAGCCCCUGUCGUAUGGGUAUAUACUCAUGAAACGGAAAAAGCGAUGGGCCACGGGGAGGACCAUAAUCGCGUAUAGCAAUACGUGCAUCGGCAAAUUGCUGAAGAUCGCGGCCUUAGCGUUACAACAGAUGUUGAGGAUAACCUGGCCCAACCAUUUCGGCGACGUCAGCUCGCCACAACUUUGGGAGGAAAUACACCAGCUCUUCAACAACAACGAGCACCUGUACCCGGAGCGCCACUUGAAAUUUCUCAAUCACGAUUUGGUCGGAUUCUUUAAUUCGAUACCACAAUCCGACAUUCUUCAGAGCAUCCACUUCCUCACGUCCCAGUUCCUUGACGACCACAACCCCACCAUCACCGUCGACCCGCACAACAAGAUCGUGCAAGCCGAACACAUACCAGCCAUCAUUCAGUUCAGCUUUGACGCCUGCGCUUUCACAGCCAUUGGGGAGGUCCGGGAGGUCUUCCAGCAGACUUGCGGCACGUCUAUGGGAAACCAAAUCAGUCCCAUCCUUUCUACGUGCGCAGUAGUGGCCACAGAAAUCACAUGGCUACGAAUGUACGGCCAGUUUGUCAGCAGCGCCCACUUCUAUGACAAAUUCUGGAUUCGCAGGUACGUCGACAACAGAGCCAUCAUCGUGGAUGAAGAAGAGCUCCAGAACAAUCCAUAUAUCCAACAGCUGGCGUCGUUUACGACUCAGUGGAUACCACAGCAGAAAGCACCUUAUUCGAACCAUUGCCUACCCAGCAGACGUAGCCGGGUUAAGAAGUGCAAAAAGCAGCGUGCCAAUGCCGCCGGAAAUGCCAUAGUCCUGACCGACAUCGACACGGACUCUGAAGCUAUGGAAUACACGGUCAGACUACCACAUGGGCUACCGCUGGACAUGAAUGCACCCGUACACUCAGUGGCCAAGGAUGACCCGGUGGAGCAAGAAUGUGAACUACUCCUUCAGCAAAGAUACAUUCCAUUUGAAGUUUUCCCAUGGCUCUCCACAAAGCUCAACUCAGAAUUCCUUCGAGCAUCUGCGCUCACCCGAGCAGGCAGACGAGCAACAGCCUAUACAGUUGGCACAUACUACCACGCGGGCAGCAUCGGAGUACGUACUAACACAAGGCAGAGACCAUGGACGGCAGCUACACUGGCAUACAUGGUGCGAGCAUGCACUCACACGACGUUUUCAACGGUGUCCCUAUUGCGCAACAUACACAUGCGCACUCAUCGAGACAAGUACAACAAGCCAGGAAGCCUCAAUGUCGUGAUCCCAGUAUCAGCCUUUCGACAAGGACACCUAUGGAUAGAAGAAGACAAUGGACCAGAUCUUUCUCCGAAUGGGCAACAUCGCGGACGUAACAUUGAGCUCAAGUUGCCCGGGGUUGAGUUCAGCCCAUUCAAACUCCACGGCACAUGUCCAUGGAAAUCAGAUCGAUUGAUCAUCUCAGCCUACACCACCAAUCGCAUCGAGGACAUAUGCAGCGAAGACAAACGAUACCUCCACCAGCUCGGCUUCAACCUUGCCUAA
Symbiodinium sp. CCMP2592 is the source of this 3783-nucleotide messenger RNA. NCBI's taxonomy places the organism in Eukaryota, Dinophyceae, Suessiales, Symbiodiniaceae. The record is from the annotation of a GenBank genome assembly.